AUGGCGGACACCAACAACGCAAGCGUUCAGGAUGAAAAAGGUGAUUUCACAAAGUAUUUUGUACACAAGGUCCCAGGACUGUACAUUGCCAUCGACCCCAAGAACGACAACGGUCAAACGUCGGUAGUCAGAUACGGCGAGAAGGACAACCGCAUCUACCCGGUAUGGGACUCUACAUGGGACCGGACACCGGACACUAUUCGCAUGCCGAAAUACCAGGCCCUUUUGACCACCAAUGGUCCCCACAACGUUCUUGCUAUACCCGCACAGCUAGAGCAGACGCUUGCGGUGCAUCAUAGCCCACCUGGGUGCCAACAGACCACUAUUUACAUACAUCCAAUGGAGAGUGUUGACCAACACAUUCCAAAUUAUAUGAGGGAGCUGAGUGCACCGGAUGAGUCCGAGGAGGAGCUUGCCAAACCGAUUCCCCCUUCUGCCACUCAAUCAGGUGAGGAGGAUGCACGCAGGAAGAAGCUCGGUAUCAUGGUGAGCUCUGCUUCAGAGCGCAAUGGGGGUGACGACCAGGAUAAAGGACGCCCAUUCAUCGACUUAUCUGGUCCUGCUGAUCCAUCCGGUGCUGACUCUGGAGACACCAGCGACGGUGAGUACUAUACACUGCCAUCUGAUACCUCUUCGCGGAGACGGCACGAUGCUAAUCAAGCUCUAGUACCAUUCCUAUACGUCCACGAGCACCAUUCAUCCAACGCAAAGCUAACAUUCGGCUCUCAAAGCACCCUACAAGUGAUCCGCGAAAAGAAGAAAUCCGACGACCUUGUCCUUUACCUCAAAGAACAGGACGGCGACCCACUUCCCUAUGUCGAAUACUACCGUUUCAAGCACGGCUACACGCUGCGUUUCAAUGACUGCGGUGCGACGGUUCAGAAGAAGCGGCCGAAGACCACAGAUAGCAGCACCGCUACCACAGAAGGGAAGAAAACGAAGAGCAAGGCGAACAAGGCGAACAAGAAAACCACUGGAGGCGACACGAGUAAGAAGGAACCCAGUAUGCCUCAGACCUGGGAGGUUCUGUGGUACAAGGAAUUCCACGUCUACUUCCCACCCGACCGCUGGAACACCGGAUAUCACCACGACACCUGGACGCACGACUACAAAGACGGGUACGGUACAUACGACGAAGCGCAAGCAAAGCAUAAUAUAGUGAACUUCCCACUAUUCAUGGAUGAGCUGGAGAAACGUUUCCGGGACGAGAAAGUCGAAGAACAAGAAGAAAAAGCGGGAAAGAGCAAGAGGAAAGGAAGGAAGAGAGAAAAGGCCGCACCGAAGCCCGAACUGGAAGACGGAGAGGGAGGGAAAGUGCAGAUUUUCAGGCGCAGGAAGGAAGGAGAGGUGCUUGUUCCUGAUAUUAGUGUGAGAGUGACCAGGGAGGAAGAGGAGCGGAUUAUGCAGGAGAGGGCGGGUGAAGGGGUGAUCGAUGACGGAGAUGGGGUUGCGGAAGAGGGGGUUAAGCAAGCUGUAGGGAAGGGAAGAGAUGAGGGUGUAGAGGAGGGGGAUGAUCUGAUGGAGACGGAAAUGGUCAUGGAAUAG
This is a messenger RNA of Alternaria hordeiaustralica, 1545 nucleotides long. RefSeq lists its product as uncharacterized. The record is from RefSeq and is a predicted model, not a curated record. The coding region runs from base 1 to 1545 and encodes 514 amino acids. NCBI's taxonomy places the organism in Eukaryota, Fungi, Ascomycota, Dothideomycetes, Pleosporales, Pleosporaceae. The transcript has a single exon.